Molecule: messenger RNA, 1587 nt
Organism: Moneuplotes crassus
Lineage: Eukaryota; Ciliophora; Spirotrichea; Euplotida; Euplotidae
Source: the annotation of a GenBank genome assembly
UUGAAGUAUUAUGUGAAUAAUCUCUAGCACGCAAAUUGUGCCAAUUUCCUUGUGCUCAGGAAGUACCUAGCCUUCGCAUGAUUCAUAAAAUGCAUCUCUUAUUCUCUAGUGGUUUCCAAAUUCAUUAUGUGACUUCAUUUCCAAACUCUUGUUCUUUAGUAAGUUAAUAGAGGUUUCAAGAUUACUCUUCUUAGCCCCUAAUUCUUGAGUUUUUGAAGAAGAUUAUUCUUUAUAAAUUUUGGUCAAUGAGCUUUAGCUGUAAGAAUCUAGCUAAAGUGCAUUUAUUUGUUUGCCUAAAUCUUGGUUGUUUGAAACAGUAAUUACUGAUUUAAGAUAUAAAAGAUAACGAGAGUGUCUAGAGAUCAGCUCAUAGAAAGCUAUACGAAAUUUAGAUUACAACACUUGGUUAAGAAAGAUAGUUUAGAUUAUAUCAGUUCAGGAAUACAGUUUCUGGAGUGUUAAAGUAGGUCUUAGGGUGCAAAAGUAUUCUUGUUGUAGAUUUGGCAGCUCUGGUGGAAUUGGAGACCUCAAAAAGAAACCGUUAGUGCUGUUACUAUUAAACUCUAAACUACGAUGAAUAUUCUUUAUGUCAACAAAGUUGGGGGUGUAGUAAAUAUGUUCCGCAAUCCAAUAAAAUAUAAAUUUAUGCACAACCCUGGGCAGAAAUAUUAAAAUACGUCUAUAAAUGCAGAAGAAAUAGAAUAGAAGUUUAAACGCUUUUUCCUCCCCAAAAACUAUAUAUGAACUCAUUCUUUCCUCUCUUAUUUACCUAUGUAGAUCCCCAGAUGAUUCAGAUUUUCAUUAAUGACAGUAUAGCAUCUAUCUUAAGGAAAUAGCUACUUGAAGGAAGUAAAAUAGUGAGGAUGUUUCCUGUUGUCUACAAAAAUUUUUUACAACGAUCUCUUUCUUGAUUCAAUAUUUCCUUCACUAAUUUCUAUUGCCCUCUUAUUUACCUUCAAAAUUAUAAACAUUAUUUUAUUUUUAUUGGCCAAUAAGUUUAUGCAAUGAUAGACCCGAAAUUGGAACAAUGCUUGAUGAACAAGUAUCCUGUAGAACAUUUCUCUAUAAGUUUAAGCUUGCCUUUAACAUUUAUUUGUCUUGCUUUAGCAAAGCUAUGCUAAGUGAAGAAAGCAACGGAAGUUCAGAAUAUUGCUACCUUUACAAUUUAUCUUUUAUGCUUGACUCUAGAAGCCCUCCAACUAGUACUAUUGCUUACAAAAUAUGAUACUCCAAGGAUGCCUCAAAGAUUUCCAAUAAAUUGUCACUCGAGAGUAGUCCAAAUCUGGUCCUUAUUUAAGCACCAUUAAUCUUUUAUUAACUUCCUCUGUCAAAAUAUGGAAUGCAAUUCUUUGUUUAGUCUAAUACUUCUCUUCAAGGUCUUCUGUCCUCUUUUCCAUUUAUUUUUCUUCUCCAAUUUCUUAUUGUCCUCUUUGUACAUAUCCUGAGCUUUUCUAAUCUUAGGAGUCUUAUCAUGCUCUUGAAGUCUUUUCUUUCAAACUUCUUUAUUAACACAACAGUCUUUGCCUACUGCAAGUGUAUGUAUAUCUGAAGUAUCUUCUUCUUUCAUAAUCCUACAAAUUUAAUAUA